Mesorhabditis belari is the source of this 1311-nucleotide messenger RNA. The record is from the annotation of a GenBank genome assembly. NCBI's taxonomy places the organism in Eukaryota, Metazoa, Nematoda, Chromadorea, Rhabditida, Rhabditidae.
AUGCUUGGGAUUCCAUUCCUCAGCAAAUACCUCAAAGAUAUUGUUCAAAUCCAAGCCGUCUCGGAUACGGUUGAUCGAUUGAAUUACUAUGUAACCUCAUAUUUAUUGGCUUUCUUCGCUUUUGCCAUCUCGUGUAAGCAAUAUUUCGGAUCACCGAUCCAAUGCUGGACACCAAAGGAGUUUAGUGGUGCUUGGGAUCGCUACACGGAGAACUAUUGCUUUAUCGCCAGUUCUUACCAUAUUCCGAUUGAAGACGAGAUCCCAACGGCAAUCGAAAGUCGAUCAGAUCAAAUCUCGUACUAUCGAUGGGUACCCAUUGUGUUGGCUUUACAAGCGGUGAUGUUCUAUUUGCCGAAUUAUCUCUGGAAUGCGCUGCAAUCGCAUACAGCAAUCAAUCCAGCUGGUUUCCUUGAUGAAGCAGGCCGGGUGAAAAGAUCUCAUGGAAAGGAUCGUGAUCGAGAGAUUGAGACGUUGGCCAACUAUUUCUUGGAAUCAGUUUCCAUUUUUAAAUCACCAAACAGUGCGCUGAAGUCAACGAAAGCUCGCUCGGGCCGCAAUGCUGUGUUUUUGUAUCUCUUCAUCAAAGCACUUUACGUCCUCAAUCUUGUGGCUCAAAUUUGGGUGGUCGACAAGUUUUUGGGUGGAAAGUUCAUCACUUGGGGAAUGGCCAAUGUGCAAAACAUUUUGAUGGCCAACGAGUUAGACGAUGGAACAGUUUUCCCUCGCGUGGUGCUAUGUGACUUCCAAGUUAGACGGCUGGCGCAACUCCAUCGCUACACUGUUCAAUGUGUGAUCAUGAUGAAUAUGAUUAAUGAGAAGGUCUACCUGUUUCUUUAUAUCUGGUUCAUGGUCCUUUUCAUCUUUACCACCGUCAAUUUCUUCUACUAUUGCUCGAUGUUGUUGCUUCCGUUUAUGAGACAUCGAAUGCUCUUGAUUGGAUCUGAUCAUCAUGAUUCUAGAGGAAAAGGCCUCGCCAAAUAUCGAGCUCGCUUCGUGAAAGAGUGCGCAAUGCCUGAUGGAGUAUUGUUGUUACAAUUCGUCAGAGAACAUGUCGGUGGACGGAUCGCUUUUGAGCUCACAAGCAAGAUCAUGGCUCUCUACACAAAUGAUGGAAUGUCCUCUUUCAAGACUUAUUCGGAUUCAUCGAUUGAACACGAUAAAAUGCCAUUGUCAGGCUCUGAAAAGAGCACUCCACCGAGGUUUUUCUCAAAUGGAGGCCCAAACGCUCCACCAUACGAUCAAGCAGACACUUUAAGGAUUCGUCACUCCGAUGAAGGAUCAAAGAGAAAUGCCGUUUCUCCUACCGAUGUC